Molecule: messenger RNA, 2530 nt
Organism: Anguilla rostrata (American eel)
Lineage: Eukaryota; Metazoa; Chordata; Actinopteri; Anguilliformes; Anguillidae
Product: tyrosine-protein kinase Fyn-like
Exons: 13
Coding region: 337-1947 (536 amino acids)
Biological process (GO): T cell receptor signaling pathway; protein phosphorylation; cell surface receptor protein tyrosine kinase signaling pathway
Cellular component (GO): extrinsic component of cytoplasmic side of plasma membrane
Molecular function (GO): non-membrane spanning protein tyrosine kinase activity; ATP binding; signaling receptor binding
Source: RefSeq, a predicted model, not a curated record
GCUUUCGUAGUGGUCCGCAGCGUCUACGCCAUCAUCUGUUACGCUUAGCGGCAGGGGCUAGAGAGGAGUACCCCUACAAUAUUGAUACUCUGUAUCGCUGAAAUAUUCAACAAAACAUAAAUAUUAUCGAUGCAUUCGUCUGUACAUCAAAAUACAUAAUGUAUUAGAAGGCUCCGAUUCAGAGGAUCACACUGCCUCCGCCCCUCUCACUCGCAUUGUCCUCACGUUGCCUCAAGGUAGGAGACACCCAGAUGGCCUCGCGCAUGUGCGAACACGCACAGGACAGGGGGUUCCUGUAGGAGACGUCUAUGGGAUGUUCUCUGCAAGAGAUAGAUAAUGGGCUGUGUACAAUGUAAGGACAAAGAGGUAGCGAAACUCACGGACGACAGAGACACCAGCAUCGCCCAGAACUCAGGGUACCGCUAUGGGGCUGACCCGACCCCGCAGCACUACCCCAGCUUCGGGGUCACCGCCAUCCCCAAUUUCAACAACUUCCACGCGCCGGUCAGCCAGGGGGUGGCCGUCUUCGGCGGGGUGAACUCGUCCUCCCGCACCGGGACCCUGAGGUCUCGCGGCGGAACGGGCGUGACUCUGUUUGUGGCUCUGUACGAUUAUGAAGCUCGGACAGAGGAUGACCUCAGCUUCAGGAAAGGGGAGAAGUUUCAGAUUCUCAACAGCGCUGAAGGGGAUUGGUGGGAGGCUCUCUCUCUCACUACAGGUGGUACUGGCUACAUUCCCAGUAACUACGUGGCUCCAGCCGACUCCAUACAGGCUGAGGACUGGUACUUUGGUAAACUCGGCCGAAAGGACGCGGAGAGACAGCUGCUCUCCAGUGGAAACCUGCGGGGUACCUUCCUUAUCCGGGAAAGUGAAACCACCAAAGGGGCCUUCUCAUUGUCUAUACGAGAUUGGGAUGACAUUAAAGGAGACCACGUGAAGCAUUACAAAAUCCGCAAGCUGGACAGUGGAGGGUAUUACAUCACCACCAGAGCCCAGUUUGAGACACUGCAACAGCUCGUCCAGCAUUACUCAGAGAGGGCCGCGGGGCUGUGCUGUCGCCUGGUGGCCCCCUGCCACAAGGGCAUGCCUCGCCUGGCCGACCUGUCAGUCAAAACCAAAGACAUGUGGGAGAUCCCGCGGGAGUCGCUGCAGUUCAUCGAGUACCUGGGGAACGGCCAGUCUGGGGAGGUCUGGAUGGGGACGUGGAACGGGAUCAAGGUGGCGGUGAAGACGCUGAAGCCGGGCACCAUGUCGCCUGAAUCCUUCUUAGAGGAGGCCCAGAUCAUGAAGAAGCUCCGGCACGACAAGCUGGUGCAGCUGUACGCCGUGGUGUCCGAGGAGCCCAUCUACAUCGUCACUGAGUACAUGAGCAAAGGAAAUUUGUGGGAUUUUCUAAAGGAUGGUGAAGGACAGACACUGAAGCUACCCAACCUGGUUGACAUCGCGGCACAGGUGGCCGCAGGCAUGGCGUACAUCGAGAGGAUGAACUACAUCCACAGGGACCUCCGAUCUGCCAACAUCCUGGUGGGCGACAGCUUUGUGUGCAAGAUUGCUGACUUCGGCCUGGCCAGGCUGAUCGAGGACAACAAGUACACAGCCCAACAGGGCGAAGAUUUCCCCAUCAAGUGGACCGCGCCUGAAGCUGCACUGUACGGAAAGUUCACCAUCAAAUCGGACGUGUGGUCGUUCGGGAUCCUGCUGACAGAGCUGGUGACCAAGGGGAGGGUACCAUAUCCAGGGAUGAAUAACCGGGAGGUGCUGGAGCAGGUGGAGCGGGGAUACAGGAUGCCCUGCCCUCAGGACUGUCCCAGCUCUCUGCACGAGCUCAUGCUACAGUGCUGGAAGAAGGACCCUGAGGAACGGCCCACCUUUGAGUAUCUGCAGGCCUUCCUGGAGGACUACUUCACCGCCACAGAGCCACAGUACCAGCCUGGGGACAACCUCUAAAUGCAAUGCAGAUCGGCCUACUGUAUGUAGGGCUGUUACCAUAACAGUGUACAGACUAUACUCCAGUACAAACUUCCCUAUGCAGGGCUGUUACCACAGCAACAAAUGUACUGCCCCCCCCCCUUUCCCUCGAAUACAAACUGCCCUAUAUAGGGCUGUCACCACGGCAGCACACAGACUGCCCUCCCAGUGCAUACUGCUCUACACACGGUUGUCACUGUGGCAACACACAGACUGCCAGCUGGAUGUGUCCCGAACUUUCAAGUAUUUCCACUUGCUCAAGGCUCAUACUUAAGUCAGAAGGCAUUUUGGUGUUACUGGUCUUUGUGGGUUGGGGUGGGGAAAGGGUGUAUUCAAAUUAAAUGAAUAACGAUAUGAUAUUGUUAAGCCUGUAUUUAUUGUAAAUAUGAAUUGCUUGUUUACUUCUCCCCUGUUUUAUUUGUUUCCUUAUGAUGUUUUUCCUAUUCAUGUAAUGUGAGGAUUUUUUCCCCCCUGAGGACAAUAACGGUAACAAUGAUAAUGAUAACAGUGGUAAUCCCCAAAAUAAAUGAAUUAAACCGGAUCAACCCCUCAAGGUUUAUAA